AUGAGCCUGACUCGACCCGCAUUCGUCACCUCGAAGGCCCUGAAGCUGCCAGUCCUUAAGGAGCUGGCCAAUAGGCGGAUCAUUCUGGCGUCCAGCAGCCCCAGGCGAAAGGAGAUUUUCGAAACAGCUGGUCUGCGACCAGAGAUUAUACCUUCAAAAUUCGCCGAGGACCUGGCCAAAGAUCUGUACGAUGGUAAUCUGGCGGAUUACCCCAUUGCGACCGCUGGAGAAAAGGCCAUAGAUGUAUAUGAGAGCCUCGUCAGAGAUAACGAUCGCGAUCCACCAGAUCUGGUCAUCAGCGCGGACACCGUGGUCAUCUUCCCUCCAGAACGCAUCACUGCAGAAGCUAGUGCGAAUGGCAGCACGGUACCUGGGAUGCAGUCUCAGAUCUUAGAGAAGCCAUCGUCGAAGGAGGAUCAAUUUAGGAUGCUGGAUCUGAUGGCUGGGAAGGAGUGCGAGGUGAUUACGGGCGUCACGAUCGUAUACCCAACAGUAGAUGCGCCCGGCUACAAGCUGGAGUCUAUGUCUUGCUCGACCCUCUGCCGAUUCUAUGACAAUUCUAAAGAGGUGAUUGAUGCCUAUAUCGAGUCGAAUGAGGGCAUAGAUCGCGCUGGCGGUUUCGCAAUUCAGGGACUGGGAGGACUGCUCAUUGAAGGCGUAGAGGGGAGCUACGAUAACUGUGUCGGCUUCCCCUCUUCAGCUUUCUGGCGGUGGAUGACCGAGCUGUCAGACGAAGGCACCUUCUCGGACGCCUGGAACUAG
Dioszegia hungarica is the source of this 762-nucleotide messenger RNA. Its product is annotated as inosine triphosphate pyrophosphatase-like protein. The record is from RefSeq and is a predicted model, not a curated record. Lineage: Eukaryota; Fungi; Basidiomycota; Tremellomycetes; Tremellales; Bulleribasidiaceae. The transcript is spliced from 7 exons. Gene Ontology annotation, molecular function: nucleoside triphosphate diphosphatase activity. Bases 1 to 762 code for a protein of 253 amino acids.